Molecule: messenger RNA, 246 nt
Organism: Suillus subaureus
Lineage: Eukaryota; Fungi; Basidiomycota; Agaricomycetes; Boletales; Suillaceae
Exons: 2
Coding region: 1-246 (81 amino acids)
Source: RefSeq, a predicted model, not a curated record
AUGGAGGGCCAUCGAGGACAGCUUAUCUCAACCGGUGUUAUCAAAGCUACAAACGAGACUACUGUGUCGGUGCCACUCCCACCUUCACGGGCACUGCCACCUCCCUUUACUCCUCCAUCAGCCGCAAUGAAUCUAGACCCUGCUGACCACAUGCCUGAAGCUUCAGAACAGCCUAACCCUCCCCAACUCUUGACAUUGAUGGACCAGAAAGAGGUUAUGAAGGAAGUGAAGCAGGUCAUGUGGUGA